AUGGAUGCAGCAACUUUUGUUGGUGAGAAGUUGGAAAACAUAGAGUAUAGAGGGAAAAUUAAUAUGUAUCUGUAAGCAACGAUAAACUAUUGCUAACGAAAAACGAUUCUGAGAGGAAUUCAGUUGAUAGUGUUGCUUUAUCAACAAUAUAGAUGUCCAAUUAUAUUAUUGUAAAAUAAUUAAAUAAGCAUUAAACAUUUUCUUUAAUAAUAUUUGUUUAAUAGUGUAUCUAUAUUCCUUUUUUUUUAUUGCUGGUAGAAAAUUUGUGCACAGAAAAAAAGAACUCCGUAAUAUAUUUUAACUAACAACUACAUUUCUUUUAUUUUCCCGUUAUUUUUUCUAUUUUUCAAAUUGAAUAAGAAAACUUUUGGGAAAAUCGAAAAAUUACCUUUUCAGAAAAGGUGCUACACUUAAAAAUCUGAACCAGUCUUCUGGUAGAAAAGUUGCGCACAAAUUAAAAAAAAUAAACAUCUUUAUAAAUCCAAUACAUUCUUCGCUACACUCAGAGUCUAAAAUCACAAUUUCCCUUACGAAUAAUCACUUUUUAAGAAUGAUGAACGUUUUAUUUUGUACUAUAUAUUGUAUUGUAUAUUGUAUAAUAUUGUAUAUUAUCUACUCAAUAAGAAAAACCAUGACUGAAAUACAACGAUGCCAUCGAAAAACGUAAACAAAUCGCCUGAGGAGUAAAGAAUAGAUAACAGUCGUGUUCUAGAACGGUUAGGUUAGGAACCUGGUCUAUCCAUUCUUUAUGAUCUAUGAUCCCGAUGUAGAUACUGUAUAAUAUAUCUCGGAAAAUGUACGGAAACACCAUUAUCGUUGUCAGCGGUGUUUCCGCUAAAUUGAAUUUAUUUUAAUUUAAUAAAUCUCUUUUUCCGGGGGCAAACAACUUGGGUGUAUAACUAAGGUGACUUUACGUCCCGUUAAGAACAGGACAGUCCCAUAUUGUGUACCUCUGUCCCGUUAUUCCCUGGGGAAAUCUUCGGGACACAAAAAUGUCCCAUUUUCAGAAGGUAAACAAAUAAAUAACGAGAAUCAAUUGUGCACACGGCGGAUAAUGGGGCAUUUUUUUUUCUCGUCCCGUUUUCAUCAAAAAAACAUACGGUCACCUAACGCACCAUUAUCCGCAUUUAUCGGGAGGACGGUCGCCGUCUGGAGGAAAGUUCGGGCAAUCGGGAAACCGUCAUCGCCGGUCGCCACGGCGAGUGUCUGGCGAUUGACGACGGCGGUGGUGACGGUGGGGACGACACAUCACGGCCGCGUCGAGGACGGUCGCUGACGGUAGCGACUGACGUGCGGACGCCGCGGUUCAUUAUUCGCGAACCUCCGACGACGACUACGCGACGCGACGCCGCCGACAGCCGACCGCGAGAGACGAAUGCGCGCGCGCGCGGCGUCCUCUUUUCGUUAAAUACCGCGCGAUAUAAAAUUAUUGAAAAAUUUUCUCUCUCCCUCUCUCCGCGUCUCACUCUCUCUCUCUCUCUCUCUCGUUCAUUUUCGGAUAAAGAAACUUACUAAUCGUCGUCGUGUAUUUAUAAUAACAUUGUGUAGUGUUACUCGCGUCACACAGCCGUGUCGCAACAAUAUUAUUAUUUUCUACGAUUUUCACUCCGAACACCGCAACUACACGGCAUACGGUUACGGUGCGACUAUGCGCCGUGGUCGGUCAUCUGACGCAACCGGAUCGUCCGGUUAAAUCAUAACCUUAUCGCUUUUUACCGCGCCCGUAUAACUCCCUGGAAUUGGCCGCGGACUCGGUUACCGUCGUCGCAGAUAAAUACAAAUGUUAACAACAACAAUAUUAUCGUUAUUAUCCAACCGCUCAGACAUCCGGACGUAGGCCUGCGCCCGAACGCGCCACGGAACGCAGUCGUCAGCCGGAGACGACACACGCACGGAUCGCGACGAUAAAGACGACGACGACGACGACAACAAAAACAACAACAGCACCAACAACAACAACAUUACAACGCAGAGGUGUCUCCGCGUCUCCGUGACCGCCCUCUCAGUUCGCCGCCGACCGUCCGCACCAGUCUUCUUCUUCCAAACGCACGCGCCGGUACGUCUACAAAAAUAAUUAUAAUAAUACUACUACACCGACCUUAUUACUACGCUGCCGUUGUCGUAACGUCGGUAUAUUUUUUUACGAGACAAUUUUGUUUUUCGCGCGUCGAUUUCCGCGUGAAAAAGUUUCGCGUUGAUCAGUCAGACGCAUCGUCGAGGCGGGCGCUCUUCGUUAUUAUUAGUGUUAUUAUUACCGCGAGUCGCACAAAACCGCGCUCGUUUUAGAUCCUGAACAAAGCGAGGAUCGCGUAUUGGUUUACAUUUGAUUGGGACUUUUUUCGAUAGGAUUGUUAGCGACAGUUAGUGAAAACGAGGGGACGAAUAACGACUAAUAAGUAAUACUACGCUCAGCAUCGUUUUUCGUUAUCAAUGAUUCAUCGUUGCGUACAGAUAUUCUAUUAUUCCACACAAUAUCCUACCGUCCAACUUUCCCCCUAAAACAGCAACACAACCAUAGGCGUUUUUUUUAAAUUAAACUUGUUCUAUUUUGUAUAGACUUGAGCCGAUGUUACUGCUAAAACUCGACGUGCGGAAACAUUAUUCCCUGUCCGGUGCUGCUUACCUAUCGCCAUACAAUCCUGGUGACUCUGACGCGUUGACUUGAAAACGACUAACGUUUAUUUUAAAUUUGAUUUUAAUUUUUCAUUAUAAAUAGUAAUGAUUAAUCCGCGUUCAAAUUUAUUUUAUAUUUGGUUAUCAUAGUAUAAAGUGAAUAAUUAUUUGUGUUUUUCUCUUCGUGUAUAAAUUUAGGAAGACAUUUAAGGCCAUAACGGAAAUGAGUGAUUGAGAAAGUUGAGUGGCCUAUACCAGCGAUAUUUUCCGAAACAUAAGCUGUUAACAAAAAAAAAAAGUCAUUAGAUUGAUUGGAAAAAACGUUGAAUCGCUCUCUGAAUUUGUAUCAGUAACAGCCUAGAUAGACAUUGGGAAAAACGUGACCGACUUAAAAAAAUUACUCGGUUUGAAUUUUUCUGUCCGUCUCAGCUACCAAUCCGCGUAUUAAAUUUUAUCGCCGGCGACGUAUUUUAUUUGGGCAGAACAAACAAACUUCAAUCGACAAAUUAAUCUUCGUGAGAUAUGGUUGCCUAAAAAAUUAAUUUGAAAUUCCCAAGUUUUUGCAGAUUUUUCGCCACAUAAUUCUUCAAUAAUGAUUUCGACAAAUUCUAACUUUUAGAAUUAUCGUAGACAAACGCGUAUUCUUAAAAAAAAAAAAAUUGAAAAUCGUGAGUAGCGUGGUCAAGUGCAUGUGCUUUUGUUCCGUUAACAUUCCCCUUCUUCUAGUUGGUAUCUAUAUAUCUAUAGAUAGUCGUAAGAGUGCGGAGUGGACGACAUAUAUUUUGAACACGAGUAGUGUGUCGAGUACCUUACAGUCUACGCAUGAUCAGCUAUAAUUGUAAAAUGUACAAUGUAAAAACUUAGUAUAAGCGUUUUCAAACACUAUAUCUCGGUACCGAUAGGUCUAUUAAAAUUACACAGUAUCAGUCUCCCACGGAUUAGCUAGGCAAUUUGAAUAACGGUCGUAUAUUUCAAUAUGCCGCUUGAGUUGAUCCGCGACCGCAAAAACCCGUAUAAUUGUAGUGCUAAUAAAUCAAAAGAAAUUAAAGAAAUUAUGCUCCAAUAUAGAUUAAAGUACCUUUUCUGAAAGAAAAUUUUGUCUAGUUGGUACAUUAAAAAAGUAAUUUCUUGAUUUUCUAAGGAAUAUUCGAAAUAAUUGGAAAAAACCCAAAAAAAAAUGAUAGGUAAAACGACAAAUAUUCACGGCACACCGCGGCGUUACCGUUUUCAUUAUUUAAAAUUUAUACGGCUUAUGUUUUCUACCAAAAGUAUUUCUCCAAUAGAAAAAUGACAUGAGACCUUUUUUAUUAUAUUUUUAAUCUUGUCAGAAGAUCAGUGAAAAAGUAAUUCAUUUUUUUGUUUUAUUUGGUAGUUUUUCUAAUAAUUAAAAAAAAACCGUAAAAUACAUAGAAAGUAAAGAAAAAUGUACGAAAAUAAUUCUUUUAUAUUUUAAAAUUUGUUUGAAUAUAAUUCAGUUGAAAAUAUUCGUAGAAACUUGACACUUUGAUAAAAACUUAUAUUUGUUUUUUCUAGACGUUGUACAAUUUUCAAAACAUUUGAACCAUUUUUCGAGCUAUUUAUAGACAUUUUAAUUUUGGGAAUUUUGUAAAUAAUUUUUAUUUGGUUUCUGUGUAUAAAAUUGAACAGAAACAGAAAUAAACAAAAAUACUUACAAAUUUGACAGGAGAUACAUUAUAAUUCGUAUAUUUAGUGGUCAAAAUAAAAAUAUAUAUAUUUUUUUUUAUAAGAGUUUUUUUUAAAAUAAAAUGUCGACGAAAAUCGUAAAUAUUACGGCCUUUUAAAAUAAGUGUAACCGAACUUCGCCAGAAUCGUUUUUCGUUAGUAAUAGUUUAUCGUUGAUUACAUGCAUAAAUUAAAUUACUGUAUGUGUGCACCGCCUUUUUUAAUUUCCUCGUAGUAGGAAAAACUGGCAAUUUCAUCUAUAAUUUCUGAUUAAUUUCUGGUGUCACCUUGACAAAAAUGAAGGAAAAAAUACGGCUAAUAAUGUCUCGUGCUCUGAAUCUCGUUUCGUUAUCAAUGGUUUAUCUUUGCGCGUAAUACAGAUAAAAAAUAAAUUAUUCGUUAUAUACAGGUCCGUCUGAUUCUUCUCCUAGAACAGUGGCGCACUGUAAAUUGUUGUUUAGAAGUUGUUUUAAAUGCCGUAAAAAAAAAUUAAUUAAAUUUCAGUUGUACACAAUGUAACGCAACAGAAUCCAACGCGUCUUAAUUUAAGUAUUUAACCACGGUUAAAAAAAAAAAAAAAAUACUCGCACACCCAGAUCAUUUAAUGUUAAUUAUAUUAUGUUGAUAAUAUUGUAGGUAUAUGUAAUAGAUAUUCAACAAUAAUUAAUAAUUUAUUUAUUCCGGAUUCGAUGUGGGUUCGCCCCGUAACGGUUAUUAAUCAAACAGCAUACGUAGACUGCAAUAAUAUUCGAAUACCGUUCUAAUAUUAUUCGUAAAUUAUGUUCAAUGAAACAUUAACACACAAGCGGAUAAGACGGCGGCAUGAUUUGAAUAAAUAACAUAGUCGCAAAGUUGUAUGUGGACAUAAAUACCUAAUUACUAUCGGGAAAAAAACCGUAUCGUGUUGUAACAAAUCCAAUAUAAUUUGUUUGAAGGCGGUAAAAAUUACAUUAAAAAGAUAAAUACGGCCGGACUUAUAAUAUACGUUCAGUUUUUAAAUCGUUAUAAUCAAUACUUAUAGACUAUUAAAAUAAUAUGUUUCAGUCAAAUACCACUUAUAAAUGGUGACAAUAAUAGUGUAUAUAAUACGAUCGUUAUUAACGACGUUUUUAAUUGCUUGUUUCGUUUUUUUUUUUUUUUUUAGAUUCAGAUUGUAGCGAAGAAGCUAUUACAGUAGUUUUCCUAAAAGCACAUUUUUUUUUUGUCGUUAUUUGUAUCGUGUAGUCAUACUUGAUGCGGAUUUCCCGCCCGGUGGUACUCGCUGUGAUAUUUUUCUAAAAUUAAUUUGAAAACUCUCAACAAAUGACGAUAUUACAUCGGUUUAGUUUUUGUUAAUCAUAAAACGGGAAAAAAACAACUAACCUUAUAGGUUUCCUGAUCUCCGCUAAGAAUUGUUUUUCAAGUACAAUGAUUCAUCGUUGCUUUCAGUAUCUAUUAUGUAUAAACUAAACUGCCGUGUAUUAUGCUAUACCUUGUAGAUUUCCCACUUACAACGGUACAAACCCGCGGUGUAUGUCAGAAUCUUUUUUUUUAAAUUUGUAUUAUUAUUCGAUGUAUUUUAACAAUAGUACAGCAGUCUGCGGUAUUAUACGCGCGCCUCGCAGAUUAGUGAACAUAUUGUGAUCUGAUGUCAAUUAUCAUACAUUUUAAUAAAAAGCAAACGUGUGUCGAACGUUCGAUUAGAUUCUGUAAAUACGAGUAUUAUAUAAAAGGUGAUAGAGUAUAAAAUUAUUUACUCUUCAGAAAUGAAUAUGCACGUACGACAUAUACAGUGUGCUGCACUUAAAUGGUAACAAAAAAUAUUUCAGUAUUCGAAAACAAUUAAAAUAAUUUUUUUUUUCAACAUUGAGGGUUGCAAAAUGCACACGUUGAGCCUAUAUUCUUAAGUGUAACCGUUACCAUGGUUUGGGCAUGCGAAAUAAAACUUGCAUUUUUUUAAGUGAAACUCCACCAUUUUUUAGCACCAGGGUUGGUUCUAUUUUGUUUUAUAUACAAUCCUCUUGCUUAAAUUAAUUUAAAAAAUAAUUUUUUUCCGAUUUUAAUAAAAUUAAAAUAUCUGUUAUUUUAGUUAUCAUAAUAUGUAAUUUUCAUAACAUUGCAUUAUAAUUUUUUUUCCAAAGUCAAAUUUUUUCAUGGUUAAAUGUAUGCGUUUUAAUUUCUUUUUUUUAAAUCAAAAAAAAAAUCAUACUUUUAAUAAUAAUUUUUGAGUUAUAAAAAAAAAACUGUAUAUUAAUCAAAGUCACGUGUGAAAAAAUUUUACAUUUCGAAUUUAGUGUGAAAUAAAAAAAAUAGGUUUAUAUUCCAACUAAUAAAAUUCAUGUUUUAUUGCGUAUGAUCGCAAAGGUUACAAUUUUAAAAACAGUCUCAAAAUGUGUAUUUUAAUACCUACGACCGACCUUGCUGAAAAAAUUCUACUAAAAUUUGUCAUGUGACCAUUCAUGAUAAACACAGUACACUGCACUGUAUUAUUAUUACACACUUGAAAUCGUAAACUGUACUAUAAUAUCUAUAAAUUAUUAUAGAACGAAGCGUCAUACCUAUAAUAACUAACAGGUAUGCGUUUAAUGUUUGUGUUACGAAACUGUAAUCAUCCAACAAGUUAAACACUAUCUCGUAGAUAGGUAAUUACUUGCUCAUUAUAGUAGGUAUAAUAUUAUAGAACAUUACUGUCAAUACUCUUGGUAUCUUAACCUGCAAUCAAAUCAAUUGUAAAUAAAUUGGUAACUUUAAUUGGUUAUACGAUUUGUACAAAUGUAUAAAAACUAUAAUACAAUAUACCUAUAAUAUAAAAAUAGCUAAGUUAAAAAAAAAUUAUUUAAAUAUACCUAUAUAAUAUGUAGAAAUUUAAAUAAUUUAUUUCUUCGAGAUCAUUAAAAAUGUGAAAAAAGACCUGAUACUGCUGUUGGGAAUUCACUAUGCAGGGUGUCCCACCGUUCGACGGAUUUCCCUGGUGAUAAAAACAUUCUAUAUUUUUUUUUAAUCUGCCUUUCUUUGAGAAGGGGCAUAUAAUAUUGUGAGAAAAAUAUAAUUUAUAUUUUCAACCUAAAUUUCCAAAAAGAAAAAAUAACUUUAUUUAUUCAAUUUACAAAAUUUUAUAUAUAUAUAUAUAUAUAAAAUUAAGAAUAAUAAUAUUUAGAAUAAUAUAUUAUUCUAAAAAUUUUGAUGUAUCAUAAAUUCAAUUCAUUACAUUCAUUAGAUCAUUCAAUUUCUAAAGAAAAGGCGUGAAAAAUGCGUAACAUAAUUGGAAAUAACUUGAUUUAUUGUACCAUAAACUUAAAACGUUAGAAAUUGAAAUUACUAUUAUUAAAAAACUGUUGAUCGGGUAUAAAUGUAUGUAUGAUGCAUUACAAUGUUUUGAAUGUCUUUUACAAUGUGACUAUUUUGAGAAGUAAAUAGAUAAAAAGUUUCUUUCAGUGAUUAUGGGAUAAAAUUACAAGUUUAAUUUGUCUCUAAAUAGAUGUCUCCCACAAAGAAAAGCAGAUUGAAAAAAAAAAUAUUUAAUAUAAUAGUUCUAUAAAAAUGCAUCAAACACAGUUGCACAACUUAUAUUUUAUGAAUGGGUCAGCUAAGUCAUAGUCAUAGCAAGCAUAGUCAUAGGUGGAUGGAAAAUUUAUAAGCCGGUAGAAAUUAUGGAAUAUUUAAAAUUAAAUAUCUAUACGUAACAUGAUAAAUCAUUGCUAAUUAAAACCGAUUCUGGAAAAAAUCAAGUUAAAUAUAUUUCUAAUGUCGCGAUUUUGUAUUGAAAUUUGAACUUUAAACAGUCAUAAAAAGUUACAUUAUGUUAAACUUUUGAGAAGCAAAUACAACUUAUAAUUAACCUCGUGUAAAAUCGUCAAAUAUUUCAGGUUAACUGAAAAAAAUGUAUGCACAUUAAACCAAAUAGAAACUAAAAAAAAAAAAUCUCGAAAAUAUACGUUUAUCAAUUUUACCACGUCGGGAAAAGACCAAUAUAAAUAUUUUAUGAAAAUUUCAUGUACCUAUAAUUCUUUUUAAUCGAAUUAUCACAAAAUAGAAAAUAAUCCGUUAUUUCCGUAAUUUUCAUAUUUCUACGUUUGUAUCUGGCUUUUUUUCCAACUAUCAUGAAAACUAUAAUUAGAAAAUCGAAAAAUUUCGUUAUCAAUGAACCAACUUCCACAAUGCUACGAAAAAAUUGCUUGUUUUUUUUUUUUAAAUGGAACAAGAUUUCUAAUAAAAAAGUUGUGAACAGACAGAAAAAAAAAUGGUACACAUCAUAGAAAACCAUCACAAUUCUCGCUUAGCUCAGAAUCUAAAACAAAAUAGAAAACAGCGGAAACCGUCAUUGCGUAAAUUCUUUUGUUUUUCCUACGUUUUUUUUUCAUUUUAUUAAUAAAAAAUCGGAAUUGAAAAUCGACUCACCAAACAGACAACAUUUUCAUUAAAAAAAUAUGCUAUACACAUGAUAACUCAAGCUAGAUCUCUGGUGAAAGAGUUGUUCACAGACAGAAAAAAAAAACACAUCAUAUAAGACCAUAUUAUAAUAAAACCAUUACGUUAGUUACUAGUUACAUUCAGAAUCUAAAAUAUAAUUGAAUCAUAAAUAAAAAAAUAAUUUGUAUGUUAUGAAAAAAUGUUUGUAUAGUCCUUGAUCAUAGACGUCCGAAAAGUGAGGUCAAGACGGAGGGUAUGCUCCCCUAGCAUUUAAUAUGGUAAUAAAUUUGUUAUAUGAAAAUAUUUUUUCUGUGUUUUUUUUUUUUUUUCUAUCAAAUUAUACACUUAUUGAAUAAGGAUAAAAUAUUGAACUUUGCCUUCUCCCAGAAAUAUUUCUACGGACUUUAAUGCCAUCGAUUAUAUUUUGAAACAAGAAGAGCUGACAUAAAUAGGUACCACAUUCGUGGUAUUGGUAGGCCAUAUAAUAUUAAGGUGGGUAGGCGAGACGAAAUGGGACCCAUUAACCUACCAACCACCACCACCCAGAAACACCCUGGUUAUAUCCACUAAAUAACAUUCUCGCUAUGCCACUGUCACAAUAAUAAUAUCGGCUAAAUAUUCGACGUUAAUAAUUAUAAAUACAGUGGUAUAGCUGAGGGGUGGACGAUGUGUGGAUCGCCCCUUGGCAUUUUUUAGUUUUAAUCACUUAAACAUAAGCGAAAUGGCGCCGUCAUCGCCCAGUAUAAGUUGCUGUAAUAGCCAACCCUUGGACUUUUUUGGCUUGGGUUUUGGUCCUCCUAAAAAAAUGACUAGUCUGUAACGGAGAGGAGGCUAAGAACAUUCACGAACAAUGUAAGGCGGCCCUGUGUUCGACGCGAAUAUGGGAAGUUGGCGAAGAAGAUAUUAUAAUGCAGGAACUGCUGAAAAUGAUGAGCUUAGCAAAGGUAGCUAACUUCAUCAAAGGUCAAAGAAUUCAAUGGCUAGGUCAUAUCCUAAGAAGAGGAGAGAAUGACAUUCUAAGGGCUGUUUUUUAAUGGAAACUUCAAGUAAAACGACCACGGAGACGCCCCCAAAAAAAAUGAGUUGGAUUGACAGAGCGAUUGAUAGUCGAUAGAAUAUCUAAUCGCAAUGGGUAUCUAUAAAAGAUUGGCAAAAGAUGUUUUAAUCACAGCUAUAUACCUAGUCUAUAAAUAAUAAAAUAAUAUAGUAUCUAUACCCUUGGUGUACCUAUGACAAUUAUUUGUAAACCAUUUCCCUUGAUUGAACUCAAGAGUCAAGAUACGCCACUGUAUAUAAGUGUGCAUCGAUUUUUGGAGGCAAAUGUAUUAGUUAGGUAACUACUUUAAAAUUCGUAUUUUUUAUAAAAAUGUAAUAUAUAUAUUUACCUAACCAUUUUGAAAUGUCCGAAAAAUAAAUUAAGUAGGUAAUACCAUUGAUUAAAUAUCCUUAAGCAGGUAUAUUUAAUCAAUGGUAAUACAAAUAAAUGAUAGUACACCAUCCAUGGUAGCAUGGCGUGACAUUUUUAUCACGUAAACAAACUAUCAUUAUCACCAGUCCUGGCAUUUAAAUUUUCUUAUCACACGCAUAAUUUGUUGUUAUCAAAUAAACAUUACUACGUUUAAAGGUUUUAUUAUAAUGCAAAUUAUUAUACGUAAUUACUAAUUACUAACUACAAUUUUAAACAAUUUCGUAUUAUAAUUUGUAACUGUUGUUAUUUUAAAUACUUAUUCAUACACGGAACCUGCGUACUAUUUAUCACAGUAUAUGUACUGUGUCACUAGUGCUAAUGUAAUAAUAUUGUGUCGAAAACCAAAAUCCUUAUUUAUUUUUCGAUUUAAUUAUUCACACAACGUUCGGAUCUAAUUAAUAAUAUGCUGAAAGUGAUAUGUGAAUCGAUCACUGAAUACGAUUUACUACCGCCGUAUUACGAUCACCGUUGCGUUAGUAUUAUGGCACGUAAUUCAAACACCGCUGCCGGUAUCACGCUGAUCGUACUGUUAAUUUCUUAGCGUUCAUCUUCAAUCAAAAACACUGUCAUCAUAGUAAUGAUUUACAUGGUAAAUAAUUAUACGAAACAUUGUUCCAUUAAAAUGUACCACACAACAUACUUAUAAUGGAACGCUUAAAUAGAAAAUGUACAAAACUAGUUUGUGAAAACACAAUUAAAAUUUUGCAUUUUUUUUCUCCCCACUCUUUGCUGUGUACCUCUAUUUUAAUAAUAAUAGCACACAUAUGUGCUUGUGUAAAUACACAAAAAAAAAUAAAUAUAUUUACCACCUAUUGUUUAGACUGCGAUUGCGUCAAUGUGCCUACAAUUAUUAUGAUAAUUUUUAUUAUUUUUUUGUUUUCACUAGUUACCAGCGACUACCAUCAAUCGAGGAUCUGUUCAAAGAACCUCACCAUGAAGCAUAUUAUUCCAGUAACUUUUUUCUUAAUUGCUUACUGUAAGUACACUGUCAUUACUUAAGUACAAUAACUAGUAAUACAUCUGAGUAAUUUCCAACAGGUCUGUCUCGUUCGUCUGCGAGUUUGUUUUUCAAUACACAGGACAUAAUAUUGCUUGUGAAUGAUUCUUCAACACUAACAUUAACCUUAACGUAAGAACUUUGAAUGAUUGUUACCUACUUGUCAUUAACAAAAUAUCUCAAUAUUUAUGUGUAUGUAAUAUGACCUGCGUUUCAGGGACAAUGUACAAGAAAAUGUCACCCUAACUCUCAACACAAAUCAUAAAGACUUAUUGACGACCAAUGUAUCCAAAAUAAAUGUCUCAAAUUAUACGAUUACAAAGGAAUGGCCUAUAAAAUUGUUUGGUCAUGAUGCUGGUCACGACUUGUUAAAAGUUGAGACUUCUGAUCCUUCUAUAGAGUAAGAAUUCUAUGCUUUAUUUUAUUUUGUUUUUGAUCAUUAUGCUUAAGGAUCUAUCUUUAAAAAACCUACAAAAAUGCUUUAAAAAAACAACCAAAUAUUCUCUAAAAUAAUUGUUUUAUUGAAAUUAUAUUCUAAAAACUUGACAUACAACUAAUUUAUUAUUAUCAGCGGUAUUUAUAUAAAAACUUCGUUUUGAUAUGAAUAAUUUAAAAAUGAUUGAUCAAACUCAAUGCUUUUUUUAAUUUUAUUGAAUAAAUUGUAUAAAUUAAUUAUCUUUUUGGUGUAUGGAUUACACUUGUUUUAUGUUUCAUAAACUAAUUAGUAAUUACUUAAAAAUAUGAAUAUACCAAAGCAAAAGUUCUCAGUACCUUCACAAUGAGGCCCGAUAAUUUGUCAAAAAAUUAAAAAUGCAUAAUAAUAAUCUAUGUAAUAUAAAUAUAUUUCAGAUUGAAAUAUAAUAUAAUAUUUUGUCAAACUGAUGAAAUUCAAAAUAUUUAUAUUAACCCUACAAUGCAUUAUGUUCCCUACAGGUUACAAUGUUUUGGUUUGUCUAUAAAACAUUAUUUUAUUUUUGCUGUAAAUAAGUGCUCAAUGGCCAAAAAAAAAAAUGUUUAAAAAUUAUCUAAGUUAUGCAUUGUAGAGUUAAAUUGAUUCAGAAAGAUUUUGUAUUUAUUAUAAUACACUUUCAACGUUUCAUAUUAUUAUAAUAUCUUAUUUACAUUUUUUAGUGUUGGUAUUUGAUGUUAUUAAAAUUGCAAUUUUAAAAAUAUAUUAUUGUAGAUCUCGUAAUGCUUUUGUGCGAGUCACACUGCAACAUUCUAAUGAAUUGGCUCUGAUCAGUGUAAUUGUUGGAUGGAUUUAUUUUGUGGCAUGGUCAAUAUCAUUCUAUCCUCAGAUGUAUGAAAACUGGCAGCGAAAAAGGUAGCUCAUUAAUGGUUCUUUCUAAAAAGCCUAGCGUAUUACCAAUAUCAUGAACUUUCUCAUAUAAACUACAUUAUAUGUGAUAUAAGAGUAUAAACUAUCAUAAGAAACCUCAUAUUUUAAUGAAUAUGUAAUAAAUAAAAUUAUGUAAUAUUAAAUGUUUCUUUUUUAUUUUUAAAGUACGAUUAAAUUUAACUAUUCUAAAUUGUAAAUAUCUAACAGAAAGCAAAAUAUUUUAUGUACAUUUUUAAUGAUUGACACCAUUUAAAAAAUUAUAUAAAAUCUAAUUUAGAAAUUAAAUGAACAAAAAUAUUUAGGUAUAGUAUAAACCUUUUAUGGUUUAAAAAUUAUUUUUUUAUGUCAUAGUGGUUCAGGGACCCCCAAUAUUAUAUGAUUGGCUCAUAUUAAAUUUUAUUAGUAUAAUUAUUUUACAAAACAAACCUCUCAUUAAUAAUAAUAAUUUAUUUUUUUUUAUUUUUACAGUGUAGUAGGUUUAAAUUUUGACUUCAUAGCACUAAACUUAGUGGGUUUUAUUUUGUAUUCAAUGUUCAAUAUAGGCCUAUGGUUGCCUGAAAUUGAAGUAAGAUCAUUUACAUUUAUCAUGAAUUUUCAUAUUCUUCAAUCAAUUUGAGUUUAAUUGUUUUAUUUACGUUCGAAUAGCAAGAAUACUUGGCUCGAAAUCCUCGAGGACAUAAUCCAGUGCAGUUGAAUGAUAUAUUCUUUUCUAGCCAUGCGAUAUUUGCUACUUUAAUAACUGUAUUCCAAUGUUAUUUUUAUGAGGUAAUAUUAUAAUGUUCGACCAAAAUUGAUCAAUUAUUUAUGUAAAUUGUAUUAUUAUAUUAUUACAUCACAUUAUUGUCUAUAACACUUGUAUUACGUAAUUAUUUAGAGAAAAGGUUACAGUUGAAUAAUGUAUACUUAUACUUUGCAGAAAGGUGAACAAAAAGUUUCUCGGACAGCCAAGUCUAUUUUGUCCUUAUAUGGCUUAAUUCUAGCGGCACUAUUGGUUCUUGUAUAUCAACAAAAAAUUUUAUGGCUGGAUUUCCUUUAUUAUUGUUCAUAUAUCAAGUUAACCAUAACACUCAUAAAAUACAUUCCACAGGUAUGUGUUACCAAAAACAUACAUUGCAUAGUAAAAUCUUUUUUCAUCACUUAAUUUUAUAAUAUUUAGGGGGGGGGCUUUUUUUUUGUAACUAUUCAAAUGUUAAAAUUAAAUUAUUAGCAAGUUUUAUUGUAUGAAAUAUCAUAUCUGAAAUUACUCUAUAAAUUAGAUUUUGUUUUAUACAUACAACUGUAUUCAAAUAAUUAGAUUAAGCAAUAUUAAAUGAACUCUGUUAAUAUUUUUAUUUUUAUGUAAUUAAAAUUAAAUUGUUUUAUUCAUAGGCUGUAAUGAACUACAAGCGUAAAAGUACAAUUGGUUGGAGUAUUGGCAACAUAUUUUUGGAUUUCACAGGAGGAGUACUUAGUAUAUUGCAAAUGAUUAUUAAUGCAUACAACUAUAGUAAUUAUUAUUCUAUAUUAGAAAUAUGUUUUUUAUUUGAUCAUUAAUUUGAAAUUUCUUUUAGAUGAUUGGGCUUCUGUGUUUGGCGACCCGACAAAAUUCGGUUUAGGUGUACUGUCAAUUGUUUUUGAUGUUUUAUUCUUCUUACAGCAUUAUGUUUUCUACAGGUAUGUGCCACAAUUAUUAUUUUGCAUCGUGCAUGUCUUAGCUUAUUGCAUGUUUACUGUACUGUAGCCAUCAACUGCUUUUUGAGAAAAAGUCAAUUAAGAAUUGGAAAUUGUAACUUCUGUCUUGCGCAAAUGGUUUCGGUGAUAAUAUGAUUUUCAAAAAUGUACACCUUAAUAAAUCUCCUUAUUCUUUACUGUUUUCAGUCUGAAGAGUUCGAAAAUAUAUGAUCUCACAGGUCGCACAUAAUUGUAGUAUUGAAAUUAUACAUUUUUUUUUUUUUUUUAUGAUAAUUUGUAUACGUAAAAAAAUUAAUUUGUAUAUUUAAUUUAGAUUAGAUUAGUUAAUAUAAAUACUAAUACUUUUAUUCAAAUGUAUAAAACAUACUAUUAAUAUUAUAUUGUGCUCAAACAAUAAUUACUAUAUUUAUAUUCGUUCAAAUUUAAUUAAAAUAAUUAUAUUACUUUCUCCUGCGCACAUUAUUAAUCUUUUUAGUUUAUUCAUUAUUAAUCAUUUUCCCUUGGUUCGUUACUGUAUGCUUAUAGUAUAUUUAUUAGAUACAUACAACAUUCGAAUUUAUAGUACCUGUUUGUAGGUAUUACUCAAAGCUUAAACACAUUUCAAAGCAUUUGUACUUAACAUACUUCUUCAUGGAAAAAUAUUUAUCACUUACAAUUAUUUAAAAAAAAAAUAAAAUAUUUGUGAUUUAUCACAACCAAACAUUUAUUUAUUAUGAUUAUUAUUGUUAUUGUUAUUAUUUGUUUUUAGUGGAAUUCACUACGAAGAAAUUGAAAAUCAUAAUGUUGUAGAAGUAGAAGAGAAUGAGGUUAUUAAUUCAGAAGAGCAUACUAAACCAACUGAUAUACCCGACAGUCAGAUAUGUUAA
Messenger RNA from Cinara cedri, 15026 nucleotides. The record is from the annotation of a GenBank genome assembly. NCBI's taxonomy places the organism in Eukaryota, Metazoa, Arthropoda, Insecta, Hemiptera, Aphididae.